AUGCCUAUUAGCACAUCCAACGGCGCGACAGAAUCAGAAGCGGCAGAGUCUUUUUGUUUAGGUGGAUCUUCGCUGAGAUCGCAAAUUGAAGAAUUCAGAAAACGUGUCAAAACUAUUCCCAUCAACAGUUGGAAACUAGCUAAAAUUGAAACAAACUCAUCACCAAGUACAGAUGAAAAUUCGAAUGGGGUUACUCCAAAUUUGGAUGCACCAAAGAUGUGUCACAAUCGUAUUGCUUCCUACCGACAUUUGGACAGUACGCUUAGCAGUGAAAAUAAUACAAUAAUAGGUAGCCCCAACAUCAGCCAUAUUGAACCCGAGUGUAGUAAUGCAAAUCAUCAACAUUGCAAUAAUAAUAACAACAAUACAUUAGACUCCUUUGGUGACGAAAGCAAACAAACGUUGCAGCUGCAACAAUGUCAAUCUAAAAAUGUAGAUAAAGUAUUACCUCAAUAUAGGAAAGUCGCUAUAUUUGGUGUGGGUGCAGGCAGUAGUUCGUCGUCCGCGUCUGCAUCACAACCAAAUGUUACAAAUUCGAAUUCCAACUCGCCUUCAGCAGGCAGAAGCACACGCAGUCCGUUGGCUACAGUUUCUGGCAACAACCAUAAUCGAACAGUAAGAAAUGCUUCACAGCAUGAGAGCAUAGGAGGUAAUGGCAUCGCUACAAUAAAUAACUCAACAAAUCCCAAUCCUAUAUUAUAUGCAUCCAAUUACAUGCCCAUGCCUUCAACCAGCAAGCAGAUAACUAUAAUCAAACAACAACAGCGACAACAGCUUCAACAGCAGCAGUUGCAGAGGCAAGUUCAAAAUCUAAGCCAACAUCAGCAGAAGCAAAAACCUAAUGAGCAGCAUCCACAUAUGGCUUUAUAUGACAAUUUCUUCUUGUUUCGACAACAACAGUUGCGUGAUCAUGUUAACGAUGGAAAGGAUCAUUUUAGCUCGUUGUCGGAUGAGAUUAUUUUACAAAUUUUUAAAUGGCUUCCUAAAAAAAAACGUUAA
Molecule: messenger RNA, 999 nt
Organism: Rhagoletis pomonella (apple maggot)
Lineage: Eukaryota; Metazoa; Arthropoda; Insecta; Diptera; Tephritidae
Product: myb-like protein I
Exons: 2
Coding region: 1-999 (332 amino acids)
Source: RefSeq, a predicted model, not a curated record